AUUCAUUUCUUGAUAGUCAUCCUCGAACAUUAUACUUCGCUCUUGGGACUAUUGUACACAUAUCUCCUCAAAACGUUAUCACUCUUUUAAAAUCUUUUCUUGAAUUAAUCAAUCAAGAUGUUAUUGAUGGUGUGAUAUGGUCUACUGUGAAAACAGACACCUCGGAUUCUCUUCAAUUAACUAAUUCUAGCUUAGAGUUGGCUGGUAUAGCUUUGAGAAUUUCAAAGUGGAAUUUAACAGUCGAUGAUAUAGUAUCAAAG
This is a messenger RNA of Racocetra persica, 260 nucleotides long. The record is from the annotation of a GenBank genome assembly. Lineage: Eukaryota; Fungi; Glomeromycota; Glomeromycetes; Diversisporales; Gigasporaceae.